This is a messenger RNA of Hyposmocoma kahamanoa, 4252 nucleotides long. Its product is annotated as focadhesin. NCBI's taxonomy places the organism in Eukaryota, Metazoa, Arthropoda, Insecta, Lepidoptera, Cosmopterigidae. The coding region runs from base 1 to 3777 and encodes 1258 amino acids. Gene Ontology annotation, biological process: regulation of post-transcriptional gene silencing. The transcript has 19 exons. The record is from RefSeq and is a predicted model, not a curated record.
AUGGAUGAAAUAGAGUACAAGUUGGAUACUAAUAACAGUGUGCUAGUGGUGAACGCGAUAGAUAAGUUGAUAUCUGCUAUAAAAUCAAAGUUCAAGCCGACGGAACGACAGCGGUUUGUGGUGGAGAAUGAGGAGCUAAAGUUUUUGCGCGAAAAAUGUUCGUCGAAGGAUCGUAUGGUGAGCCUAACGGCGUGCCAAGGGCUAUUGGCUCUGGUGGAGCUUGGAGUUUUGGAGAUUGGACACACUAUGUCUACUGUAAUAACUUUGCUACCUAGUGCUCAUAACUAUUCAGCCAUAAUAUCAACAAUGGCAGGCCUUCUCACACUAGAUCUGCGGUCCCGCCUGAUCCCCGGGCAGUUGUACACAUGUCAAUUUGGGUUACGCUCCCCACAACACCCUCUUGUUACCGUAUUGGAGCAGAAUAAAGGCUCUGAAGAUGAAGUACUCGCUCAGAUGCAUGCUCUGUGUACACAUCCAGAUUACACGAUAUCAUCAAAUAGCCUGGAAUUACUACGACCCGUCUUCCUCUGGCUGGCUUGUGAAGGUACUCAACAUGAGGCGGGCGCGCGCCCAUGGCAGUUGCUGCUCAGUUUGCCACACAGCACAGCACAGACUGAUUUAUUGCUGGCUUGUCUCACAUGCCAUCAGAUCUGCAACCCGUCUCAAUGUGAGCGCGCACUGGCCUGCUACUGCGCAGUGGGCGACGCGGCCGUGUACCAGCAGAAAAAGGACCUCGUCAUGGCCUUACUGCCCAUGCUGGCGAGGAUAUCCACAGAGCUGGUAAAGAAUGGGAGAGACCCACGCGCUUGCUACAGCCUUAUUGAGCGUUGCUUCGCUUUGGACGCGCCUGAGCUGAAGUCAGUGGCCGGACUCACCGUCAUGCUGUUGGCUGAAAACCUCGUCCACAGUUCUGCGCUCUACCUACUUGAGCUCUUCAACCUGUGUCUCAACGUAAUAACCAAAUACGAAUACUCUACGAUAUCACUUAACACGUUCGCUGCCCUCUCUCUGCAAUGGCUGCAUCUGCCGUCCUAUUUGACAUCGUCGGCGUUAAAAAUAGCAUCGAAAAUUCUCGAUAUACACGAAAAUGAUUUUCGAGAAGAUCGCCUCCACAUGCCUAAUUUAAUGGCGAACAAAACGUUUCAAAGUUUGCUCUAUACGGAUGGACAUCUGUCGACAGUUUUCAAGUUAAAUCAAAUUUGGGAGAGAAUAAGGGAUUACCCAGAUAAAUUGAAGAGUUGGCUUCGUGAUUUGGAAAAUGUACAGGAUAGUUUGGUGAUUGAGUGGCUUCCGUUUUUGUUUGGUGUUAUUUUGGAAAAGCGUAAAGACCCAUGGUACGAGGAUAUAACAGUGCAGGCAAUAAACUCAGUGAGCACCUUAGUGAACACUAAGAAGGAGGUCUCGGUGCAAGUGUUGCCAGUGCUUCUUUAUAAAAUCGCCAACGACACAUCGCCGAAAGUUAAAAUGAACUGUCUGAAGGCACUGCCGCUCAUGGCUAAGGCGAAGGUAAACGUGCCAACGAUAGUUGCGAUAUUGAACAAAUUAAGAUCCAACAAAGGUGUGCCCACUUCAUUCCUCAUCAUGUUGUACACCAGACUGGCUGAAACGCAGGUGCGGUGUUUCCCUUAUCUGCAAGAAUUGCUGGUGGACCCUGGCGUAGGUCGAGCGGAUGACCUCAAAUGGGAGUUUGAUAUAGCCAGAGCAAUUGCCGUAAGGAGGAUUUGUGAGAUUCGGGCGACCUCGCACGGCUUGGAGCUGGUCUCCGUGAUAUCCUCGAUCUUGAACAAGUGCACGGACCGCCCCGGCGCGGCGGCGUGCUCCAUCGCCCUGGAGGCGCUGGCCCACCUGUGGCGCGCGGGCGCCGUCGCCCCGCCCAGCACCUGGAGAGCUCUGGAGCCGAAGCUGGGGAGGGAUUCCAGGCCCAAUGUUCAAAUUAGCCUUUGCAAUCUCCUAUCGGAGAUACCAUCCCUCCGGGUGUCAACAGCGGAUUACGAUAAGUUAAUAUCCGAUACUGCUCGCAAGCUGUGGAGUUAUGUAGCCGAGUCUAACCAGCCAGAGGUUGUAGAGGCGGCGUGUGACGCCUUGGCGGGGUAUCGCAUUGAGGAUUACACCCUUUCGGAUGUUCCCGAGGUAUAUCGACGAACGGUCAAAUUGCCCGCUUCGUUCUGUAAGACGCCUGCUGAUGCCGCACGGAGACCAGAAGACGUUUUGGACUAUAUACCUUGUGAAAUAUGGCCUGAAGUAUUCAAAUACACGAACCAAGCAGCCUUAUCUGGCGUUCAACGAUUCCUCACCCGUCUUGUCGAGAGAGAAAUCAAAGGAUACCGAAGUGGAGUGUAUCAGAGAGACGCCAGACAUGAACCAGAUAAUCUUAACUAUUUGCCCCCUUAUAGCGUUGUCAGGGGGCUGCUUGAGACUUUUAGGAAGCAGGCAACAUCACCUUCGUACGACUUCCCCGAUACAGUGCUUCUUUCAAUUAUCGACGUGCUGACAUCCGAGUACCCGCGUCCACUCCCACCGCUGGACCUGUGUUUCUUGCACGAAUUGUACCACAGAGGAGCUCUGUGGAAGCCGGCUUGCGUAAAGUUGGCUGCGAGACAAGCGCAGACUUCUGCCUCGGCGAGAAGGUUUUUGGAGAAUUAUUUGCAAGGAAUAGCACCUGAAACUAGUGACGAUUCGGAUAUUCUGUUAGUUUUUGAACUACUUCCAAUUUUGUGUCGGGGAAUGCCACCAAACUCUUUAAGAGACCCCAUACAAAAAUGUCUUAGCCAUUCCUUCAACAUUAUAGCUAGUAUAAAAAACAAAGAUGUUAACAAUUUAAAAUAUAUUGAGAGCAACACAAAAGUGGUCAAAAAGAAAGAAGUUCGUAAAAACUCGGAGGAAGUCGGCAAAAACUCGGAGGAAGUUGGUAAAAUACCGGAGGAGGCUAAUAAAAACUCAGAAAGUACAAAGUACAUGUUUAUAAAACAAUUGGAAAUGAUAAAAGAAUGUUUGGAGUGUGAGAAGAUUCAUGAUGCCAAUAGAACUCUAUUGUCGCAGAUUGUUGAAAAUUAUUUCUCUGUUAUAAGCGACGACAACGUGGCGUGGCCGGCGUACGCGCAGACGUGCCGGUGCUUGUCGACGCCGUACCUGGAGCGGCUGACGUCGCCCGCGGCGUGGUGGGAGCCCAGCGCCGAGCUGGCGCGCAAGGCGGGCGCCGUGCGCUGCGCCGUGGCCGCGGCCGCGCCGCUCGUCUGGCUCAACGACGUCAUCGAUGCGCACGCGCAGCUCGUCGCAGACCAAGAAUACUCCCUCCGUUGCAUAAUGCUCGCAUUAAAGGCAGCGCCUCCCGAUGAUAAGUCCACCAUCGACUGGUUCUUACAGCUCAUGGCGAGGACGCAGGUCGCUUUUAAAGAAACGGAAGACGAGUCAGUAAAACUGUACCUCUGCGACGUGUUCAUGCUAAGCAUAGCCAUAUUCAGCGGCCACUGGGUGCUGGAAGAUACCCACCAGCUGACUGGCAAACGGUCUGUUCGCCAGACUUUGUUACCAGCUGCCAGCGCAUCAUUACUUGCCAGAGGUGCCUGGGCUGACUGUACCUUACAGAUGUUGGAAUGGUUAAGCUACACGCGCGGCGCUACCCGCGACGCAGCCACGGCGCAAUGUUGUCAAAGAGCGCUGCUCGCGUUGCGACACACGCAGCCUUUUAAUCAGCAAAAGAUUUGGAAGAGAUUGUAUGGCCCUUUAUUUUGUAUAGGGUUACUUCUAGAAUACAGCCUCGCAGUACUAUAUUACUAACAUCAUAAACAAUAACUUCUGUGCCGUGACUUUUUACAAAACAUAAUUUACCUUAAAUAAACUUUUAAGUUUUCGUUGUAUGUAACAACAUACUAUCUGGUACUAUUUAAGGCAAAGUAUUUGAAGUAUAAGUUCUACGGGAGGUGAGGUGAGGGGGUCGCCUCUCGCGUCCCGCAGUCUGUUCGCAUAAAAUUAAUAUGAAUAAAAUAAGAACUGGCGGAGAAAAUUUGACACUGAUCCAAUGUUGACAAGCGCCCGAUGGCUACUGACUGGGCAGCGGAAAGCGCGGCGUGUCGUUAAACUGGCAAUUUUCAAGUUUUGGUUUAAAUGUGAAUUUAAUAAAUGUAGAGCUUCAGAUGAAAACCAUAAUUUAGCAGGUUCUUUAUAGUAUUUAAAGAGAAAUGUCUCCAUAUAAAAUUAUGUGCAAAGUUAGAUAUUGUAUUCUUAAAUAAUUCGUUUUAGAGAGUAUGAUCGG